CGCUUCUUAAAGGGCAGUUGGAGGGGGUUGCAUUUAGUUAUUUUGUUGUGCGCUAUUUGACUGGCUGCUGGCGUAGACAUUGUGGGGUUGGCUGCUGGCAAGUCGAGCGUGGUAAUUGAAAUAUGAUGCGUGUAUAAAACCCUUCGGGUUGUCAGUGCAACUAGUGGUCUCUGGUGAGUUUGCUUUCCGAGUCGCGCUGGGCAACAGGAGCGCAGGAAGAACCCUGUUCACGGCUGGGGGAGAGGGGCACGCAGAGGAGCUCUGCUAUGCACUUCCCAGGUAACGCGCAAUCCCACUCCGGGGCCAUGUGGAAUUUCACCGACACUAAUCAAUCUAUGCGUUUUACACCGACGAUACAUCCAAUAAUGGGGGACCCCGGCAACGGCAGUUCGUCAAAAAAUGCAAGUGACCCGUUUGGAAGAAACGAAGAGGUGGCGAAAAUAGAGAUCACGGUUCUGAGCAUCACCUUUGUGGUGGCCGUCGUUGGCAACUUGAGCGUUCUGUUAGCCAUGUACAACACGAAGAAAAAGAUGUCGAGGAUGCACCUCUUCAUCAAGCACCUGAGCCUGGCCGACCUGGUGGUCGCGUUUUUCCAGGUGUUGCCGCAACUCUGCUGGGAAAUCACUUUUCGCUUCUACGGACCAGAUUUCUUGUGCAGAAUUGUCAAGCACCUGCAGGUCCUCGGCAUGUUUGCCUCCACUUACAUGAUGGUCAUGAUGACACUGGACCGUUACAUCGCCAUUUGCCACCCUUUGAAGACCCUCCAGCAGCCCACUCAGAGAUCUUACAUUAUGAUCAUCAGCACGUGGAUAUGCAGCCUGGUGCUGAGCAGCCCGCAAUACUUCAUAUUUUCCCUGAGCGAGAUUAAAAACGGCUCUGACGUGUAUGAUUGCUGGGGACACUUUAUAGAGCCCUGGGGCGUGAAAGCGUACAUUACCUGGAUAACCGUAGGAAUCUUUCUCAUCCCGGUAGUUAUCCUGGUGAUCUGCUACGGGUUCAUAUGCCACAGCAUCUGGAAGAACAUUAAAUACAAAACCAAAAAGAACGCGUCAGUAUCUGCAACUAAAAACGGACUGAUAGGGAAGUCCUCGGUCAACAGUGUCACCACCAUAUCGAGAGCUAAGCUGAGAACUGUCAAAAUGACUUUCGUGAUUGUUCUGGCGUAUAUUAUUUGCUGGGCGCCUUUUUUCACCGUGCAGAUGUGGUCGGUCUGGGAUAAGAACUUCUCGUGGGACGAUUCCGAGAAUACUGCGGUCACGCUUUCCGCGCUGCUCGCCAGCCUCAACAGCUGCUGCAACCCGUGGAUCUACAUGAUCUUCAGCGGUCACCUGCUCUACGACUUUGCACACUGCUUUCCCUGCUGCCAGAAGAUGCAGCACAAGUUCAAGAAGGAGGACUCGGACAGCAGCAUCCGAAGGACCACGCUCAUAACCAAAAUGACCAACAGGAGCCCGACGUGCAGCACAGGCACCUGGAAAGACUUCGACAACUCCCCCAAAUCCUGCAGCCUCAUCCCGGCAGAACCGUGA
Megalops cyprinoides (Indo-Pacific tarpon) is the source of this 1529-nucleotide messenger RNA. RefSeq names its product arg8-vasotocin receptor-like. Gene Ontology annotation, molecular function: vasopressin receptor activity; peptide binding. Bases 267 to 1529 code for a protein of 420 amino acids. Gene Ontology annotation, cellular component: membrane. The transcript is spliced from 2 exons. The record is from RefSeq and is a predicted model, not a curated record. NCBI's taxonomy places the organism in Eukaryota, Metazoa, Chordata, Actinopteri, Elopiformes, Megalopidae. Gene Ontology annotation, biological process: positive regulation of vasoconstriction; regulation of systemic arterial blood pressure by vasopressin; G protein-coupled receptor signaling pathway.